AUGACCGCGCUGCAUGCACACCUGCACACGCCGAUCGCCGCGGACGACUACAACGCCGCACUGAACCACUCUGCGCGGGACCCGGAGGGUGUGCUCGAAAUCUGUCGGACCGACGACCUGACGGACCGCGGGAUGCUGUGGGGGCUGCGGAAGGUCUCGAGCGGGGAGGGCAAGGAGGGCACGCACGUCAUCCCAUCGAAUGCACAGGUCUUGACGGUUACUCGAUAG
Messenger RNA from Epithele typhae, 228 nucleotides. RefSeq lists its product as uncharacterized. The transcript has 3 exons. NCBI's taxonomy places the organism in Eukaryota, Fungi, Basidiomycota, Agaricomycetes, Polyporales, Epitheliaceae. Bases 1 to 228 code for a protein of 75 amino acids. The record is from RefSeq and is a predicted model, not a curated record.